Molecule: messenger RNA, 2668 nt
Organism: Peromyscus californicus insignis
Lineage: Eukaryota; Metazoa; Chordata; Mammalia; Rodentia; Cricetidae
Gene: Ankrd54
Product: ankyrin repeat domain 54
Exons: 8
Coding region: 478-1725 (415 amino acids)
Biological process (GO): regulation of protein kinase activity; regulation of intracellular signal transduction
Cellular component (GO): cytoplasm; nucleus
Molecular function (GO): protein binding; protein kinase regulator activity
Source: RefSeq, a predicted model, not a curated record
CACACACCCAGAAAGGGAGACUUGUAUCAUAGUCACAGCUCAAGUGACUUUGCCUGGUCUCUCGCAGGGCCUCACAGAAAGCAUCAAAAGCCUGUAGAUAGGACUUUCAAGACUGAGCAAUAGCUCUGCCUACUGUAGGGUUUACCCCGAAUUAAAGGUCACAUUGAAUUAAAAUUCUUUGUUAAAGCAAUGAUCCCUGCGGGGGACAAGAGAACCCUGACGAAAUUCGUUGACGAAAUUCUAUUACGUUAGAAGAUAUUACCGCCUGCUUCGUGGUGAUAUCUACAAAUCAUUGUUCGUUUUGUGGGAAAUCUCUCUUUUUGUGUGUAUGUUCAUUGAUUCAAAACACACCUACAUCAGAGUAGUUUGGUUUCUUCACUUUCCUUUCCGAUUGGCUGAAGAGCAUUUACCAUGAUUGGCUAAAGCAUUUGCCAGUCGUCUUUCCGGAGCUACGACAGGAAGAACUGGAAGAAGAGGAUGGGGGAAAGUGGCCUGAACUCAGCUGUUUUAUUGGCUCCGGUAGCAACCGCUAAGUGCGUAGCAACUCUAAUUUGUGAUUGGCUUACGUGCCCGCCAGUCACACUACCGGAAACCAGUGUUCUUCUUGUACUCUGCUUUCCUUGCCUGAUUGGCUGUGUUGAGCAGGGUCGGCGAUCUCUGAUUGGUCCGACGCUCUACGCGGCCCGGCCUGCCCGCACUCUGUUGCCGUGGUUGCAGGCCCCGCCCUCCCGCUCGCUGACAGCGAGGCUUCUCCAGGAGGGAAGCGGGUCCGUUGGUCGGUCUGGAACGAGGCUGGCGCGGUUUGGCCCGCGCCUAGCCGUUGCCAUGGCAGCCACCGGCGGGGGCGCGGAUGACGAGUCCCGAUCCGGUCGCUCGAGCUCCGACGGCGAGUGCGCUGUGGCGCCGGAGCCGCUGGCGGAAGCCGGAGGCCUGUUCUCCUUCGCAGACCUAGGCGCUGCGCUGGGCGGCGGCGCAGGCCUCCCGGGCCGGGCAGCCGGCAGGGCCCAGUCCCCGCUGCGCUACCUCCAGGUCCUGUGGCAGCAGGACGCCGAGCCCCGCGACGAACUGCGCUGCAAGAUCCCCACCGGGCGGCUGAGGCGCGCCGCCAGGCCCCACCGCCGGCUCGGGCCCACGGGCAAGGAGGUGCACGCUCUGAAGAGGCUGAGGGACUCGGCCAAUGCCAAUGAUGUAGAAACAGUGCAGCAGCUGCUGGAAGACGGCACAGAUCCCUGCGCCGCUGACGACAAGGGCCGCACGGCCCUCCAUUUUGCCUCCUGCAAUGGCAAUGACCAGAUUGUGCGGCUUCUCCUGGACCAUGGGGCUGACCCCAACCAACAGGAUGGCUUGGGCAACACACCACUGCACCUGGCGGCGUGCACCAACCAUGUGCCUGUCAUCACCACACUGCUUCGAGGAGGGGCCCGUGUGGAUGCCCUAGACAGAGCUGGCCGCACGCCCCUACACCUGGCCAAGUCAAAGCUGAACAUCCUACAGGAGGGCCAUUCCCAGUGCCUGGAGGCCGUCCGGCUGGAGGUGAAGCAGAUCAUCCACAUGCUACGGGAGUACCUGGAGCGCCUGGGGCGGCAUGAACAGCGGGAACGGCUGGAUGACCUCUGUACCCGUCUCCAGAUGACAAGUACCAAAGAGCAGGUGGAUGAAGUGACAGACCUCUUGGCCAGCUUCACCUCCCUCAGUCUGCAGAUGCAGAGCAUGGAGAAGAGGUAGCAAGGAAGGUCCCAUGCUUUGCCAGCACCCUCUGUCCUCCGCUCUCGGUGCAGGGAAAGCUCAGGGGACUCCGGAAUUCCACCUUGCCCUUGCCCUUAGAUGCUGAGGGCAGAGCUGCUUCCAGACAGUCUGCAUCAUCUCUCUGGGCCAGGACCACAGCCCCAGCUCCCGCUGCAUAAUGCCAGCCUCUGUAGCCAUACUCUAGGCCCACGUGUGCUGUCCUAGCCGACACCACUCCUGUGGCCUCCCUGUGGCCUCAGCAAGCCCCAGAGCCCUAUUUCUUCCUAGCCACGGACUUAUUGCCGUCAUCUGGCUUUGGGUAGGCAUGCCGAGGCCCCCCUGGCUGCUGUGGGUCUCCAAGCUGGCCCUGCCCCUCACACCAGCACUGAAGUUUAGCCCUGCCCCUGACUUUCAAGGACACACUGCACUGCAUGGGUGUCUCUGAGCAGAGGAGGGACAUUGCUGAUGCCUAGGCCUUCAUAAGGUUAGGGACCCUGUUUAGCCCAAAGAAAGGUCUCCGGUUCCUUCCCUCCCAGUCGCUGAAACACUACGGAUGGGGAUCCAUUUUGCAGCCCAGUUGUCAGAGACAGACAGUGGUCCGUGUGCCCAGGUCCUCAUCCCAGGAACCUCGAGGCCUGGGCUGGUGUGGCAGGAGUCUGCACAGACAUAUCACCAGAGGUCUCUAGAGGAGAGAGGAUCCUGGAUCAUCUAGGUGGCCGGGGUCUCAUCCGGGUACCCUGUGGGAGGGAGGCGGGAGAUGACUGCUGCCACAUGGGUGUGAGAAGUGGAGGAGGAAACCAGGAGCUGGGGAAGGACUGCAGAUGGAUCACCCUCUGAACCCCCUGCAGGGCCUGGCUCUGCUGAGACGGGAUUGAGCUCAGUGGGACACGGUUUAGUUUCUAGCCUCCAGAACUGUGAGAAUAAAUCUGCUGUUUAAGCUGUU